GCAACUCAACAGUCGCCUCUCUUAUCCUCUCUCUCAGGAUCACAUUCAGGAGAGUCGCUUCCACUAAGUUCUGGUAACCAGAUUAUUGUUAGAUUUACAACUAUUGGACCAUUGACAUCGAAAGGAUUUCACUUUGUCUAUCAAGCGGUUCCUAGGACAAGCGCAACUCAAUGUAGCUCAGUGCCAGAGCCGCGUUUUGGAAAAAGGAUUGGAAAUGAGUUUGCCGUUGGAUCUGUGGUUUUCUUUGAGUGUAACCCAGGAUAUAUCCUCCAUGGAUCAGUGUCCAUCAGAUGUGAUGCAGUGCCUAAUGCCUUGGCUCAG
Molecule: messenger RNA, 321 nt
Organism: Staurois parvus
Lineage: Eukaryota; Metazoa; Chordata; Amphibia; Anura; Ranidae
Source: the annotation of a GenBank genome assembly